Messenger RNA from Cuscuta epithymum, 1466 nucleotides. The record is from the annotation of a GenBank genome assembly. NCBI's taxonomy places the organism in Eukaryota, Viridiplantae, Streptophyta, Magnoliopsida, Solanales, Convolvulaceae.
UGAUUCAAUAUUACAGUUAUUGAAAACAUAACUCAGAAAACAUGAAAACCCUGUACUUAUUUUUAAGACAAACAACAGAAGUCGUCCGAGAAAACUCAGAGAUGUCUAAAAAUCGAAACUACCCUCUGUAGUCUGAAACUCUGAACCAACUUCCUCGAUUCGAUCGACAAUCGUCACAAUCCAGUCACAGUUGCAGGUAAUUUGAAGAUUUACUGUGGAGUAGAUCAUUCUUUAAUAGCAUGAAUUACAUCCUUGGAGCUUUUAAGCCAGCAUGCCACAUUGUAAUCACAUUUUCAGAUGGGAAGUCACGCAAGCAGGUCCCAAUGAAAAAGGAAAAUGGCCAAACGGUAAUGGUCCCCCUCUUCCAAAGUCAAGAAAAUAUUGUUGGGAAGAUAUCAAUUGAACCAGUAUCAGGAAAGAAGGUUGAACACAAUGGUAUCAAAGUCGAGCUGCUUGGUCAGAUAGAAAUGUACUUUGAUAAAGGGAACUUCUAUGACUUUACGUCUCUGGUUCGGGAGCUAGAUGUUCCAGGUGAAUUAUACGAAAGGAAAACAUACCCAUUUGAAUUUUCAACUGUUGAAAUGCCGUAUGAAGCAUAUAAUGGAACAAAUGUUCGUCUUAGGUACAUCCUCAAAGUGACAAUCAGUCGAAGCUAUGGUGGCAGCAUAGUGGAGUACCAGGACUUUGUGGUGCGGAACUAUAGCAUACCUCCAUCAAUUAACAAUAGUAUUAAGAUGGAAGUUGGUAUUGAAGAUUGUCUUCAUAUUGAAUUUGAGUACAACAAGAGCAAGUAUCAUUUGAAAGAUGUUAUUAUAGGAAAAAUAUAUUUCCUUCUCGUGCGAAUAAAGAUAAAAAAUAUGGAUCUUGAGAUCAGGCGAAGAGAAUCUACAGGUUCAGGGGUGAACACUCAUGUUGAGACAGAGACCCUGGCAAAGUUUGAGUUGAUGGAUGGUGCUCCUGUCAGAGGUGAAUCCAUACCCAUCAGACUCUUCCUGAGUCCGUAUGAGUUGACACCAACUUACAGAAACACCAACAAUAAAUUCAAUGUGAAAUAUUAUUUGAACCUUGUUCUUGUUGACGAAGAAGACCGUCGGUAUUUUAAGCAGCAGGAAAUCACACUGUACCGCCUUGCUGACUCAUCCUGAUUCUCAUUCACAAAUCAAACUGUUAUUUAUCUUGCAUGAUUUUUUUUAAAAUCUUUUUACUUUUUUGACACCCAUGAGAUUAGACAGCUUUCAGUUAGUAUUUAUUGCUACCUAUUAUAUAUUUAGUUUGUAAUUGCAUUUGAGGAAAAAAUGGGCUGCUUAUAUUUAGUGUUGCUUCAAUUCGGUUCUUGAAUAUUUCCUUAUUUAUUAUUACGUGUUAUUUCGUACAAAAUUGUGUGUUUUGUGGUCAAGGAAAAAGAAAAAAACUACAUUCUUCCUCAAACAUUAUUGACAAAUGCAUAUAAAUUUCAUGUUUGCGAA